GCCCCACCAUUGGCGACUUCAGCUUUUGAUCACUGGGUCCUGGCCGGUGAUUCCCCACUGGCACCCUGCGAUCGCCAAGUAUCACUGAUAGGGGAGAGGUCUGUAUGUAAACAAUACAGAUCUCUCCCCUGCCAGCUCUUGCACACUGCUUUGUAUUGCUCUGCAUAGCAGAGCAACUGUAAAAGACACACACAGCACACAGUAAAACAGCACACAGUUAACCCUUUGAUUGUCCCAGAUGCUAACCCCUUCCUGCUCAGUGUCAUUAGUACAGUGUCAGUGCUUUUUAUUAGCACUGAUCACUCUAUUAGUGUCACUGGGGAUGUCAGUGACAGUUAGUCAGUUCCCCCCCAUUGUCAGAAUGCCCGCCGCAGUCCCGCAGUCCUGCUAUAAGUCGCUG
Molecule: messenger RNA, 400 nt
Organism: Staurois parvus
Lineage: Eukaryota; Metazoa; Chordata; Amphibia; Anura; Ranidae
Source: the annotation of a GenBank genome assembly